Molecule: messenger RNA, 2462 nt
Organism: Gasterosteus aculeatus aculeatus (three-spined stickleback)
Lineage: Eukaryota; Metazoa; Chordata; Actinopteri; Perciformes; Gasterosteidae
Source: RefSeq, a predicted model, not a curated record
GACGCCGUUUGUUGACAAAUUGUGCGACAAGCAGUGAAGUCUUCAUUAGUGGUAGAACAGCUUCUCCCCACAAUAAUAAUCCCGAGACAGCGAUCACGUGACUCAUUUAGAUGAUACAUAUUUAAUUAACACGACAUUUCCCUUCAUUGAAUUGCAACGUGACCACGUAUGACUUGCUGUCAUUAGUUCGGAAGGCUCUCACCGGAUAAUGGCUUCUUAGCCUAGCUUAGCCUCGCUUAAGGUUAGCCUCGCAGCUAGGCUCUAUCGCAACAGUUUCUUUCAGAAAUGUGUCACAACGGGGGCACAACUUGUUCCUGUAACGUCGGCGUGUAGCAGCAGCAGCGGGACGACCGUACGGAGCCGCCGCUCAUGUGUCGUUCACUGCCGUCGGCUGAAUAGGUUUCCUCCGAGUCUGGAGCUUCCUGCGAGGCGCCGCCGACAUGCUGAACGUCCCGAGCCCGUCGUUCCCCGCGGCGCGCUCCCAGCAGCGGGUCGCUGCGUCCGGCCAGUCCGGGCGGAACAAGGUGGCCUUGAAGCCGGGACACAGUCUGAUGGACUGGAUCCGGUUUUCCAAGAGUGCAACGGACCUGACGGGGCUCAGGGGCCGUCUGAUCGAGGUCACCCAGGAAGAGCUGCAGAGACACAACACAAGAAACGACUGCUGGACCUGCAUACGAGGUAUGGUUUAUAAUGUGACCCCAUACAUGGACUACCACCCUGGUGGGGAAGAGGAGCUGAUGAAGGCAGCUGGAAUAGAUGGCACUGACCUGUUUGACCAGGUGCAUCGCUGGGUAAACUAUGAGUCCAUGUUAAAAGAGUGCCUGGUGGGUAGGAUGGCCACUGCUGUCAUUAAAGCCGCCGUCCCGUCCUCGCCACAGAGCAGCCUCGCCCCCCCCAUGUCGAUGGCCGCUCCCACAGAAAAAGACUCGCGGCCGCGGUACGACUGGUUCCAAACUGAUGCCACCGUUAAUCUGGUGGUUUAUGCUAAAAGAAAGAUCCCCAGCUCCGGCUGCACCACCGUUGACCUGGAGGGGGGGGCUCUGCGGCUGGAGGUGGUGCUGGGCAACAUGUCCUACAUGAUCCACUUACGUCUGGCUGACGACGUUGAGGGAAACGUUGCUGUCCACAAUGUCCCCCUCGUGGGGAAGAUCCAGGUCAGCAUCCGCAAACAGGCCAAAGGGAAGUGGAGCAGCCUGGGCCUGCCACUGGAAUUACACAAUACAUUUCUACGCAAGAAGGACCGAGCUCUCCACUACCGGGAUUGUGUGUUGGUGUCUAAGACGGAGGUGAACCACAACACACAUGUGUUCAGAUUGCAGCUUCCUCGUGGGACAGUCAUGCAUGUGCCUGUUGGGAAACACGUCUACCUCAAAGCGCUCGCCCAAGAACGAGCUUCUGCAGAGCUCUUGUUGAGACACGGCGCUCAGCCACAUGACAACGCAACGACAAGCCGCCACCCGAAUGUGCACAUGAGCUCAUCGCGGCGUCGUGCGUCCCCUCCAGGCACCGAGGUGGUGAGGCCAUACACUCCAGUAGAUCAGAGCCUGGUAGGCGCCCCCCAGGACCCCGACCUCUACCUCAUGAUCAAGGUCUACCCUGACGGAGUGUUCACCUCUCAUCUCAGCAGCCUGCACGUCGGCGACUGUUUACCCGUUAGCGGUCCAGAGGGUACUUUCAGUCUCCGCCCCCUGCGUGAUGUCACAGACCUCUACCUAUUCGCAGCGGGCACAGGGUUCACACCCAUGGCUCGCCUCAUCCAGCUGGCCCUCCAGGACAUGGACGCCAUCAGGAAAACCAAGCUGCUCUUCCUGAACCGCCGCGAGGAGGACAUUCUGUGGCGCCGCCAGCUGGACGAGCUGGCUGCUCACAGUGACAGGUUUCAGGUAGACUACGUGCUCUCUGAUCCCUGCGAGGGCUGGACCGGCAGGACGGGGAGGGUGGACGAGUCCAUGCUCCAGGACUUCCUCACCAGGCCACACGGGUCCAAAUGCUACGUGUGUGUGUGCGGCCCUGCUGCUUUUACGGAGCUGACAAUGGGGUUGCUGAAGCAGCAGGGCUUCAGUGAAGAGGAGCUCCACGCCUUCCAGGGCUGACGGAGCGCCGCCUCCACCCUGCAAAGACUCAGUGCCUGUGAGAGAGACGCCGUUGGCAUUCAUUUAUAUACUUGCUUGUGAGAAAUGAAUGAGUUGUAUUUCUAUGCACCAAGGUCGCCCCCCCCCAGCUGUGAUGGACAGUCACACAUUCUCAGUGUCUAAAAUAAGGUUGAAACUUUGCAACGGUUUGUAAAAUCCAAUCUACUCAGAUCCAGAGCAAUAAAUCUGAAUAUGUAAAUGGGUGUAAACGAUAUAUAUACGAAAGGAGUAAACGUGAGCUGUAAGGGAAAAGAAUACUCAUGGGUCCCAUUGUUCUACUGUUCUGCUACACGGAUGCAGUUAAAUAAAUCUAUUAUGGAACAUUUUAAA